Messenger RNA from Neolamprologus brichardi, 3153 nucleotides. It is a transcript of the gene pak6b, whose product is annotated as p21 protein (Cdc42/Rac)-activated kinase 6b. Gene Ontology annotation, biological process: protein phosphorylation. Gene Ontology annotation, molecular function: ATP binding; protein kinase activity. The record is from RefSeq and is a predicted model, not a curated record. NCBI's taxonomy places the organism in Eukaryota, Metazoa, Chordata, Actinopteri, Cichliformes, Cichlidae.
AUCUGUGCGCUCUGCUUUUAUUCACACAUCAACUGAUAUGUUUUCACUUUGCUGCUGUGUUUCGUGUCAAUAAAGCUUCUUCGAAUAUGAAAGACUCAAACUCCUCCCCCUCCACCUGAAACCAGCUGAGACAAGGACAAGCGAGGUGGGGGAGGGAGGAAGACAUGGUAGGAGGAGAAAGAAGAGGAGCAGCAGAGAGUGAGAGUCAGUCCAAGGAGGAGAACAACAGCAGGAACCGACUCACCUGGACUUCGCAGCCAGAUUAACACACACGGCCAAUGAAGAACCAUCAGUUAACCCAGAAGCCAGAGGGGUUUGAACCUGGACCUUCGUGAGGCAACCAUGCUAACAGCUAUAGUGUUUGGUUGCUCUCUGUUGUUGCUGAGGAGCUUCAGAGCCACUGGGGGGCGCUGUCUCUGGUAAGCCUGCCUGUGCAUGGGGAUGAGUGCAGUUCCAGUCAGACGAGGAGCCGUGGCAGAACUGUCUGGUCAUGUAGAGACAGUUUCCUCAGGCUGAGGUGGAGUCAUCUGAUCAGCAGCAGACCGGACCCGGUUUUACCUGAGGUGGAGAGACACCAACUCACACACAGCUCUCACUACCCGGCUGGUGCCGCUGCCUCUACGCCUCCGUGCUGAUGUUCCAGCGCAGGAAGAAGAAGCACAGGCUGGAGAUCUCAGCGCCACAGGACUUCCAGCACCGCGUCCACACGUCGUUUGACGUCACCUCGGGAUGCUACGUGGGGCUGCCGCCGCAGUGGCAGAGCGUCAUCGACACGCUGAAGAGGCCACGCCCCCUGGUGGACCCCUCCAGGAUCACCAAUGUUGAACUAGGACCCAAAAAGACCAUCGUUCGCGGCAGCUUCAUCGGCCAUGGAGACUACAUCAGUCAUGUGAUCUCUGAGAUGACUCGUCUGUCGGUCAGCAGUUCCAACUCUCUGCGCCGGAGCAGUCCGUCGGCACGGAAACGUGCCCGAUCGAUGGGCCGGCUGGGAGAACUGGCCGAGGACGAGUCGUACCAGUACGAGGAGCUAAGUCACCGCGGUGUGAAAAGUGGUGGGAGCUCUACCUACUGGCAGGACCGGAUACGACAGGUGCGCAGCAACAGCAGCAGCCCCAAACUGAACGGGGCCCUGCAGAGAGCCAAGUCUACCUGCCAGGUGGAUUCCUCGUCUGAAACCACACCCCUUAAACUAGACAAACCUCAGAGGACAGGUGAACCAAGUGGACUGUACGCCCGCAGUGACGGGGCAGAAAUAAGAAAUAGGACCGCUUCCUACACUGUGGAGACCAAUAGGCACCAGGUGAGGCUAAGACCAGCUGUGGGUCACCUGCCUGACCUGCUGUUCUCAUCCAGAGAAAAUUCAAGAAGACCGCAUUCGUCCUACGACCUCCAGCUGGCCUCACCCUCCUCCCGCCUCCUGCCCCCUCCUAACAGCACCAGCAGUCCCAUCAUCACAGGUAGAGCCGUAUUUCAGAGGCUGCCUCGCCCAUCCUCUGCCUUUAAUGCUCCUAUCAAAUCUCCAAACCUAACAACUGAGGAGAGCCCCUCCCAGCCCCACCCUCCCCCAACCGGCUCCCCAGGUCACGCAGUCGCCUCCAACCAGCAGGCGGGGUCCGAUGGCGGUCCUCCAAAGGUGACCCAUGAGCAGUUCAAGGAGGCACUACAGAUGGUGGUGGACCCUGGCGACCCAAGGAUGACUUUGGAGAACUUUGUGAAGAUUGGAGAGGGGUCCACAGGCGUGGUUUGCAUCGCCCGGGAAAAGUACAGUGGGAGACAGGUGGCUGUGAAGAUGAUGGACCUCAGGAAGCAGCAACGGCGAGAGCUGCUCUUUAAUGAGGUGGUGAUCAUGAGGGACUACCGGCACCAGAAUGUGGUGGAAAUGUACCAUAGCGCUCUAGUGGAGGAUGAGUUGUGGGUCAUCAUGGAGUACCUGCAAGGUGGCGCUCUAACCCACAUCGUCAGUGAGACCAGGUUGAACGAGGAGCAGAUAGCGACAGUCUGUGAGGGGGUCCUGCAGGCGCUGUCUUACCUGCACUCUCAGGGUGUGAUCCACCGAGACAUCAAGAGCGACUCCAUCCUGCUCACCCUGGACGGCAGGAUCAAACUGUCCGACUUUGGUUUCUGCGCUCAGAUCAGCAAAGAAGUCCCAAAGAGAAAGUCUCUGGUCGGGACCCCAUACUGGAUGGCUCCUGAGGUGAUCGCCAAAAUGCCAUAUGGCACCGAGGUGGACAUCUGGUCUCUGGGAAUCAUGGUGGUGGAGAUGGUUGAUGGAGAGCCACCGUAUUUCAGUGACACGCCCAUCACUGCAAUGAAGAAGCUGCGAGACGAAGCAGCGCCAAGCGUCAAGAACGUCCAGCGGGUGUCUCCCGUGUUGAAGGACUUCCUGGGCUGCAUGUUGAUCCGCGACACGCUGCAGAGGAGCAGCGCCGCCGACCUGCUGGAGCAUCCAUUCAUGCUGCAGGCCGGCUCACCACGCUGCCUCGUUCCUCUGGUGGAGCAGUACCGCAAACACAUGUCACUCUGCUGAACACCCGAGACCCAUCUGAAGAGGCUCGCACGAACCCAACCCUGAUUCUUCCGAAGACAUCUGAGACUCAGCUGGGAGACUCUCAUUAUGGCUCGGUUGCGCAUCAGCUCAUCUCUGAUUGGCCAGACUUGCUGAACAGCUGUUGGUGCUACUCUGGGGCGAGUGGUUUUUAAAAUGGAGAAUUUAAACUUUAGAACAUUUCAGGCUCCUUCAUGUUUUCAAAGAUCCUAGUUUAUACAGCAUUUCAGUAAUUUUACAGCCGACGUCAUACCUUUAAAUCACAGAUCAAUAAUAAUGAUCAGCUCAGAGCUGUGGAUGCAGAACAGCUUCAAACAAACAAGUGAAAACAGACACGUUCGUUUCAGCAGAGCCGGAGAUGAUCCUCUGGCUUCAAGAAGUUUCUCUCUGUAUCAGAGCCAAUAAACAACCAAUAAAUUGAUCAAUGCUGCUCAGCAGAGAUCAGCAGAGGGUCAGCUCUGGAUUUAAAGCUCUUCAUCUGGAAAAUGUUUUACCCCGUGAUGAUGAUGAUGAUGAGCUCUUCCUCCUGUCGAUCAGUUUAUUUUGAAGCUUUGCACAGUUUCAAUGUGACUUUGCACAAAAGAUGCAGAUUAAAUUUUUUUUAUUAA